Molecule: messenger RNA, 330 nt
Organism: Medioppia subpectinata
Lineage: Eukaryota; Metazoa; Arthropoda; Arachnida; Sarcoptiformes; Oppiidae
Source: the annotation of a GenBank genome assembly
UUGGACGCAACACAACACCACCACAACCAACACAACCACCCCUACCAUCACCUCCAACCACGACAACCAUCACAAUCACACCAUCAGCCCUGUGCUCACGUCCCGCCAUCACCUCAUCAGGUAAAUCACAUCCAUUUGGAGGACAAACAUGUGAUACAAAAGCGAAGUGCAGACCAAUCGCUGAGGAUUAGAGUCUUCUAUGAUUCCAGUGUUAAGCGGAUCCCAAUCGAAAAGUUUCAGAUAAUUAAUAACUCAGUGCUACCUCAAGCCCUCGACUACUGGCAAAAGGCAUUACACGUCAAACCACUUCACGUUCCCAUUCGUCUCAAU